Punctularia strigosozonata HHB-11173 SS5 is the source of this 990-nucleotide messenger RNA. RefSeq lists its product as uncharacterized. Lineage: Eukaryota; Fungi; Basidiomycota; Agaricomycetes; Corticiales; Punctulariaceae. The coding region runs from base 1 to 990 and encodes 329 amino acids. The transcript is spliced from 5 exons. The record is from RefSeq and is a predicted model, not a curated record.
AUGACCUAUCAAUAUCUGACGCCCGAAGACAUCGACCACUUUCUCGAAUAUGGAUACAUCCGCAUCGACGGCGCUUUCACGCGUGAGGCCUCGGCACAGUGGACCUCCGAACUUUGGCCACGCCUGGGAAUGGACCCCAAGGACAAGUCCACAUGGCCGACCGACAGAGAUAGGAUCCAUAUGCCGGACACCAAGAGAAUCAAAGUGGCUGAUUUCGCGCCGAAGGCUUGGGCAGCGAUUUGUGACCUGCUUGGAGGCGAAGACCGGAUUGAUGAAAAAAGUGCCACUUGGUCAAACGGCUUCAUCGUCAACCUCGGGCUUCAUGAACUGGUGGGUAGAGAGCCGCUUCUGCCGAAGGAGCUCGAUAAUUGGCACGUAGAUGGGGAUUUCUUCAUCCACUUCCUCGACUCGCCGGAACAAGCACUCCUCGUCAUACCCGUAUUCUCGGACAUUGAGCCAAGAGGCGGUGGAACGUACAUAUGUCCUGACGGCAUCGACAUCAUCGCAAAGUAUCUCCACUCGCACCCCGAAGGUGUCAUGCCUGUCGAUCGGCAAUUUGUUCCAUCGACCGGGACAAACUCUCCAAUGGACCCCGUCGACACGUCGGUCCCGGGAUACUGGUCUCAUCUCCGUGAGGUUCAGCGAUGUUCUCACUUCGUCGAAAUGACUGGAAAAAUCGGCGACGUGGUGCUCAUGCAUCCCCUCAUGAUGCAUUCAGCCAGCAAGAAUCACCUGCGGACGCCUAGGGUGAUCACCAAUCCGCCUGUAUCACUCAAAGAACCCUUCCGGUUCGAUGGUUCAGGUCACAACCUGAGCUUGGUGGAGAAAAAGACCUUGAGAGCUUUGGGCGUGAAUGCUCUCGAGGGCUGGUCUAUCAGCGGCGAACGGAGAAUGAUAGUGCCAAAGAGGGUGUUGAUCCAACAGAAGAUGAGACAGGAGGAGGAGAAGAGGCUAGCGGCCCUUCGCGAAGAAGCUGCGAAAGCCCAUUAA